AGCCCUGCGAUCCUCUUUCCCUAUAGCAGCACUGCGGUUUGCCCUGGUUGGUAGCAAAAAAACAGCAUUGCAUCCUUGCAUUUGUUGCCGCUCCCAGUCCUUCGUCCUCAACAUCCACCUACUGUGAGCUCAAGUUUGUGAGGGUCUUCCACAAAGAAAGGGAACAAGUGUUCCGUGAGGAACCAGCCAGAGCCGGAGAUGGCCGAGACGGUGGUAAGCAUGGCGAGGUCUAUGCUGGGGGGCGCCAUCAGCAAGGCCGCCUCUGCCGCGGCCGCCGAGCUGAGCUUGGUGAUGGGUGUGCAGAAGGAUAUCUGGUUCAUCAAAGACGAGCUAAAGACGAUGCAGGCAUUCUUGGCAGCUGCUGAAGCAACGAAGAACAGAGACAUGCUGCUGAAGGUGUGGGCAGAGCAAGUUAGGGACCUGUCCUACAACAUAGAAGAUUGCCUUGAUGAAUUUAUGGUUCAUGUGAGGAGCCAAAGCCUGAUGAAACGGCUGAUGAAGAUCAAAGAUCGUCGUAGGAUUGCUAUCCAAAUUCGCAACCUGAAAUCAAGAGUUGAAGAAGUGAGCAGCAGGAAUUCACGCUACAACUUGAUCAAGACAGAGGCCUCAACGACCAGUGACAAGGAGGUUUCUUACAUAGAAGAUGUACGUAAUCAUUCAGCAAGCAACACUGAUGAAGCAGAACUUGUGGGCUUUACAAAGCCUAUGGAGGAGUUGAUUAAGCUGAUGGAUGUCAACACUAGAGAUGGUGAUGCCAAAGUUAUAUGUGUCGUUGGCAUGGGUGGUUUAGGCAAGACUACUCUUGCAAGAAAAACUUAUGAAAGUAAGGAAGAUAUUGUGAAGAAUUUUUCUUGUUGUGCAUGGAUCACAGUUUCACAGUCAUUUUUCAAGAUAGAAAUGCUCAAGGAUAUGAUCAGGCAACUUCUGGGUGGAGAUUCACUGAAGAACUUGUUGAAAGAACUUGAAGGGAAGGUGGUGCAAGUAAAGGACCUAGCUGAGUACCUCAAUCAAGAGAUUAAGGAUAAGAGGUACCUAAUUAUUCUUGAUGACUUGUGGACCAUAGAUGCAUGGAGGUGGAUUAAAGAUAUUGUUUUUCCUAGUAGUAACAAGAAAGGUAGUCGGAUAAUAGUAACAACACGUGAUGUUGGCUUAGCAAAGGAAUGUACUCUUGAAUCCCUUAUCUACCACCUUAAAACCUUAGAGGUAGUCGAGGCCACAAAUUUGCUACUAAAAAAGAGUAGGAAAGUAUCUGAAGAAAUGGACAAAGAUGAAAACUUCAAGAGCAUAGUUGAAAAACUAGUUAAAAAGUGUGGUUGUUUACCACUGGCCAUACUCACAAUUGGAGGGAUCCUUGCCACUAAAAAGAUAUUAGAGUGGGAGCACUUCUAUAGCCAACUCCCGUCUGAGCUUGAGAGUAACCCAAGCCUUGAAGCAAUGAAGAUGAUGGUUACUUUGAGUUACAACCACUUGCCAUCUCAUCUUAAGCCAUGUUUCUUAUACCUAAGCAUCUUUCCGGAGGAUUUUGAAAUCCAGAUGAGACGUCUAGUAGAAAGAUGGAUUGCCGAGGGGUUGAUUAGAGGUGGGACUGGGGUGAACAUUGAGGAUGUGGCAAAAGGUUACUUUAAUGAGUUAAUCAACCGAAGUAUGCUUCAACCAUCAAGGGUGAACAUAGAAGGAGUUGUGAAGAGCUGUCGAGUCCAUGAUAUUGUGCGCGAUGUCAUGAUCUCAGUUUCUAGAGAUGAAAAUUUUGUGUAUGUGGUGGGAAAUAAUGUAACUGGUGCUAUGGAGGAGACUUUCCGACAUAUAGCAUACAAUGGUAGCAUGUGCCAACAGAUAGACAUGGAUUGGAGCCAUGUCCGGUCAGUAACUAUGUUUGGUGAGAGCUCAUUGGGUCCAUCACCUUUAGUUUGUUCAUUUGACAUGAGAAUGCUCCGGGCCUUGGAUCUAGAGAAUGCACAGUUUCAAGUCACACAAAAGGAUAUCAGCAACAUAGGCUUGUUGCGCCACUUGAAGUAUGUGAAUUUUUCUGAUCCUCGUGGAUAUUCGGCUAUUUAUAAACUUCCUAGAUCCAUAAGAAAAUUGCAAGGCUUGCGUACUUUGAACAUAAGAGACAGUUAUGUUACAGAGCUGCCAACUGAGAUUAGUAAACUCAAGAGUCUACAUAGUCUCCGUUGUACCAGAAGGAGUAGGUACACAUACUUUGACCUGAAUGACCCCAAGGAAUGCUUGGUGCGCACACUUUGUCUGCCCAUGUUGUUCACACCUUUGGUUAAUCCUAGUGAGCGCACCGAGGCAGUUGCUGAACUACACAUGGCAUGGUCUAGCCGUUGGUCAAGGUCACAUGGUGUGAGGGUGCCAAAAGGAAUCAGCAAACUGAAAGAGCUGCAAAUACUAGAGGUCGUGGACAUCAGCCGGACUAGUCGCAAAGCAAUUAAGGAGCUAGGUGAUCUUGUGCAGCUAAGAAAACUGAGCGUGGUAAGAGAAGGGGCCACCAAGCAAAAAUGCAAGGUACUGUGGGAUGCCGUUCAGAAGCUCACUUGCCUCCGCUCCCUUGAAGUGGAAGGUUCACUCGAGUGGCUGCAUGCUGUUUCCUCUCCUCCUCCCCUGUUGAGGAGUCUGAAGUUGGAUGGAUGCCUUGGAGAGAUUCCUGGCUGGGUUGGCAGUCUGAUCCAUUUGGUCAAGCUUUACUUAUGGCACAGCGAAAUAAAGGAAGAGGGUAAAAUCAUGGAAAUACCAGGGCCACUUCCCAACCUCAUGCUGCUUCGUCUUGGAUGGGGCUCUUAUAGUGGGGAGAAGUUGGAGUUCAGAACAGGAGCAUUCCCAAAUCUCAAGAAGCUUGAAAUUUGGAGUCUCGAGCAAGUGAGAGAGUUGAUAUUCGAGGAGGGCACCUCGCCCCAGCUGGGAAAGAUAGAAAUCGGCGACUGCUGGUUGGAAUCAGGGAUCAAUGGUAUCGAGCACCUUGCAAGUGUCAAGGAGAUUUCACUUCGUUGGGAUGGUAAAGUGGGCAGGCUUGGUAUGCUGCAACGUGAAGUGGACGCACACCCAAACCAUCCCGUGCUGCGACUGGAGAAGGAAUGGAGCCAUCACGACCUGGGUGACAUUGUCCACGGAUCCACUAUUGUAAUACAUGUGGAUGAAGCAACGGAGGGGGAGGAAUCAUCACCUCUCCAUCCCGAGCAUGCAUCAGCGGGGGAGACCUCCUCCUCGCAGGUGGUGGCCGUGAUGACGACCACGGGGAGCGACAGUUGUAGCAGCCAAGGCCCUAACAUAAGGGAGGUCCAAGGCUCUGCUUUGGUGGAAGACGAUUUUUGGUCCUGCAAUUCCGACGGCGACGAUGCUUGAUGGUUGGUUGAUGCUCCACCCUUCGUUGUUCAGAUCCACUGCUGCUUCUCGAAGACUCCCGUGCGCACAGGUCGACGCCUUCGCUGGAGGUGCUACUACGGAUGAUAUAUAUAGCCCUAGGUUUUCCCUUCCCCUUGCUUCGGAAUUCUGAUGCCAUGUUGGAGGAACCGGAGCUUCACAGACAUCCUAUGCAGCCAAGGGGUACUGAAUAAUAUCAAGCAAAGUUGGAAGGCAUGGGAUUUCUUUCUGAUCCAGGAGGGAGUUCACAUGCUCAACACUCGACAGUCCACUUCCGAGGCAUGAUAGCUGUUGGGGAGGAAAAGGCAAUGGACUAUACAAGACAAGAUACCUGUAUCAAUUAAGCUGCAUUGCUAUGAUGCAAUUGGUCAUCGUGUUCAACUUGCAAGUUCGCUGCUGGUGGACUCUAUGCCACAAAGUGAAGCUAAGAUACAACAUGAUGUUCCUACGCUGCGAAUGUCUUAAGAGUCGUUCGUUCCAUGCUGACAGGCCAGGAGCCAACUGGAGGAAGGGAUAGUGCAAUGGAAGUACUAGAGGGGGAGCUGGAGGAACUCUGACAGAUGAGAUUUGAGCGUGAUGCAUACUUCUGCAACUGAUGAAAAUGUUCUGAAGUAUGGACUGUGAUCACCCUGAUGACUGCUGGGGAGAAGACGUUGAAAAUGCAAAGGACUACACGUGUACACCGCACGAGAUGCUGCUACUAAUUAAGCAUUUAAGCUGCAUAUACAUACUGUUAUGCCGCAAUUGGCCAUCACUUCAGCUCUCGAAACAUCCCUGCUGGCUGCCGGCCUCUGAUAUCGUGCAAGGCGAAGCUGGAGGGAUCCUGAAAUUUUGCCGCUGUGAAUGGAACAUGAAUGCAUUGAUCUUGAGGCUUCAAUGUGGCAGAGGCGAGUACACCAUUUUGAGAUCUCAGAAGGAGUUUACAAGUUAAAAUUGUCGGCCCAGAUGAAAAAUCGGUUCUUGGGGAACACCAUUGAAUGGAGUGGCUGAUCAACCUGAUGAGAAGACCUGCAAUUUUGAAUACAGAAUUGCUCUGUUUUCUAGUACUCUAUUGUUUUGUAGAGAUGGUGCAUUACUCUCCAUUUGUUGCUGCAACAAUGUACUAUGUGUUUGUUUGUAAACAGAGAAUGAUGACUGCAUCAGUUUUUUUUUCCCCUAAAAGGAGGAUUACACUCGGCCUUUGCAUCAAGCAAUGAACACAGCCAUAAAUGAUUGCAUCUGUUGUUAUCCA
This is a messenger RNA of Triticum urartu, 4591 nucleotides long. NCBI's taxonomy places the organism in Eukaryota, Viridiplantae, Streptophyta, Magnoliopsida, Poales, Poaceae. The record is from RefSeq and is a predicted model, not a curated record.